Molecule: messenger RNA, 3969 nt
Organism: Sitophilus oryzae (rice weevil)
Lineage: Eukaryota; Metazoa; Arthropoda; Insecta; Coleoptera; Curculionidae
Gene: Klp98A
Product: kinesin-like protein Klp98A
Exons: 23
Coding region: 97-3774 (1225 amino acids)
Biological process (GO): microtubule-based movement
Molecular function (GO): microtubule motor activity; microtubule binding; ATP binding
Source: RefSeq, a predicted model, not a curated record
UGGUCUUUAUCAAAACAAAAACAAAAGGGCAUUAUUUUGUAAUAAUGUGAUUUAAAUAAUUGAAAAACAUUACUUUGUAAUACUAAUAUUGAAAAAAUGGCCUCAGUGAAAGUCGCCGUCCGGGUGAGACCCUUUAAUCAGAGGGAAAGAGAUAUGGAGGCCCAACUGAUAAUUCAAAUGAAAGGCAAAACGACAGGAAUUCUAAACUCUAAGGCUAACGCUCGAGACGAAAACAUUCGUUACAAAGAGUUUACUUUUGACCAUUCCUAUUGGUCUCAUGAUUUCAAAUCAGAUAAUUAUGCAUCUCAAGAAAGCGUCUAUAGUGAUUUAGGAACGGAGGUAGUGGACUGUGCUUUCGAAGGAUACAACGCUUGUGUUUUUGCUUAUGGACAGACAGGCAGUGGUAAAACCUUUACAAUGAUGGGAUCAAAUGAUAACCAAGGCCUUAUACCGAGAAUUUGCAAAGCACUAUUUGAUAGAAUGUCAGAAAACUCAAAAAGGGGAACCACACAUCGUGUACAAGUUAGUUACUUGGAGAUUUACCAAGAAAGAGUGGCUGAUUUGCUUAUCGAUAGAAGAAUUAAGGAAAGUAACAGUUUAAAAGUGAGGGAACAUCCUAAAAAAGGCCCCUAUGUACAAGGUUUAACUACUUGUUGGGUUACAAAUUACGGCCACAUAGAAGAUUGCAUGAAUAGAGGAAAUUCACACAGAACCACAGCUUCGACUAAUAUGAACGAUGUGAGCAGUCGGAGUCAUGCAAUUUUUACUAUAACUUUUGUUCAGGCUGGUUACUGUGAUGGAGUUCCAAGUGAAACAGUUUCAAAAAUUCAUCUUGUUGAUCUGGCCGGUAGCGAACGAGCCGAUUCAACUGGAGCCACAGGGCAAAGACUAAAAGAAGGGGCCCAUAUUAAUAAGUCACUGGUUACUUUAGGUUCUGUUAUAUCUGCUUUGGCAGAACUAUCCUCGAGCGACCCAAAGGAUCAAAACGGUCAAAGGAGAGCCUCGUUUAUACCUUACAGAGACUCAGUUUUAACAUGGCUACUGAAAGAUAGUUUAGGAGGCAAUUCUAAAACUAUCAUGAUCGCUGCUAUUAGCCCGGCAGAUUGUAAUUAUGGUGAAACAUUAAGUACUUUGCGCUAUGCUAAUAGGGCAAAGAAUAUUAUUAAUAAACCAACAGUUAACGAGGAUCCUAAUGUUAAGUUAAUUCGAGAAUUAAGAAAUGAAAUUAGUAAACUAAAAGCGCUGAUGUUUUGUGAACAAAGAUCAGAUGUAUUGGCUCAACAAAUACAUGAAAAGGAAACUAGAGAGAAGGAAUUGACCGAGGAGUGGACGGGAAAAUGGCGGGAGGCUCAAGCCAUUUUGAGGGAACAAACCGCUUUGGGUCUGAGAAAAUCUGGCGCAGGCGUAGUCUUAGAUUCGGACAGGCCGCAUUUGGUCGCUAUAGAUGAUGAUCCCUUGAGCACAGGAGUCACUUUAUAUCACUUAAAGGAGGGUACUACGACAAUCGGUACUGGAGACGAAAGCGUGAGACAAGACAUAGAAUUGAGAGGAUCUGGAAUGGAGACGGAACAUUGCACCAUAACCUUUCAAAAUAGCAUCGCAAUAUUAACUCCAAAACCAGGGGCGCACGUGAUGCUGAACAGCCAAAUUUUAGAAUCUCCAGCCAAGUUGUCCCAAGGAUGCAUAAUAUUUUUAGGAAAGGCACACGUGUUUAGAUUCAACGAUCCUGCCGAAGCAGCAGAAUUAAGGAAAGGCGAGAAAACUUACAAUAAUCUAUCAAGAUUGAGUUUGCUCAGUUGGUCUACACCAGAUUUGGCUAUUUCAAUGGAAAAUUUAGGAGGCGUUGCUGAUGAGGACAGAGUAGAUAUAGAUCUACAGAGGCAGCAUUUGGAAAAAGAAAAAGAAUUACUAGAAAAAGAACAAGAACAGUUUGAAAAAAGCAAAGAGGACUUUGAGAAAAAGAAAAAACACUUAGAGGAAGCCCAAGCAAAAUUAGAGAUUGAGAAAAAGAUUGUGCAGAAGGAACAUGCUGACCAGACUAGGCAGUUACACGAAGACUGGAUAUCGUUGAAUCAACAGCAAAGGGAAAGAGAAAUGGAAUUGAAAAGGAAAGAAAACGACUUGAUUUUCCAAAGACAAGAAUUGGAAAAGGAAAGGUUGAAGCUUUUAGGAGAGAUAAAUGGAGACUGUGAUACCCUAAAAGAAAUGCGCUGUGAUUUCCUAUCCAAAUUUACAAAUAUCUGCCGAUUAGUUGCAUCACGCGCCAACGAAAUCACAUUUCCUGAUCCUCAAUCCAAACUUUUGUUUCAGGAAUUGGCGGCAAAAUCACAAAACACGCCUCUGUCUGAUGCAGAGUCUGAUUCUUUGGUAGACAUUUUAAAUAGUAUAAGAGCACCAGAUAUUAUUCAGAAACUAGUUAAUCAACAUAGAAAAGAAUUGGCUGAAUUACAAGCUGAACUAAAUAGACGGGUACAGACAUUAUGUGAACGACAAAAGAGUGUCGAAAUAUUAGAUCAAAAACUAAUAGGAUUGGUGAAUGAACAAGAGGAUUUAAAAAUGGAAGAAAGUAACGAAACAAACAUUAUAAUUGAAGAUAGUGAUCUGAAGGAUCUUAAAGAGAAACUGGCAAAAAGAACAGGCGAAGAAUUAAAACAAAUAGAACAAAAGAAACUAGGGUUAACUUUGAAUUUAAAACGAAUAAAUUCAGUUGAUUCGACCGUCGCAAAUCCGCCUACUUCGGGCGAGGUGCAGUCUUCGGCGACGUUGAGCAGCGACACCUACCAUACGGCGCCCAACAGUUGCGGUUCUCCCGUGGAAAACGGAAAGCUGGGAGUAGCGCCAUCUAUCGAUCAAUUGAUGAGCGACAGCGGUGUGGAACUGAUGCCUUCCUCGAUCAGGAAUCAUCACGAAGAAAACUUUAGCGACGAUUUGUCUAGUAACGAGGGGAUGAUAAGCGACUCCCAAUCGACUACCAGCUCUGUGGAAAACCAUUCUCCAAUUAAUAGAAAAAAUCGAAGAAGGGAUGCCGAAACGUUGCGUAAAUUAGCUCAAACUAUAUCGCAGCAAAAGCAGUUCAUUUUGAGGAAUUUGGACAACCAAGUGCCCAAAGAGCAUCUGGAUGGCCAAAUAACCGCUCUUCAACAACUACAGCGACAGUAUAUGGCGUUAAAAUACGGGUCCUCUUCAGCACUGUCACCAGCAACCGAACAUCCACUACAGGAUGUCGAUAGUCCCAGUCCAAUUAAGCCUUUACAUACAGGUUCAACAAGUGCUUUAUAUUCGUCUUCCUUACAAAUAAGAAAUAAUAGGUUACCGUUAUUAUAUAAUCAAGUAAUGUAUAGAUCGAUGCCUUCCAUAACAACUGAUACCGAUUGUGACUCAGUAAUCAGUAUUACCAGUUAUUGUUUGAGAGGAGCCGGCACCAAGACUCACUACGAAUACGACGUUCGAAUUUGUACAGUCGACGAACGAUGGUCGAUUUUGAGAAGAUACAGUAGAUUUAGGGACUUACAUAUAGCGAUGAAAGCUCGUUAUAAGGACCAGGUGUCGAAAAUCCCUUUUCCCUCCAAGACCCUGUUCGCCAACACGGAAGCCGUCGCCCAGACGCGCAAGCGCCAGCUGGAAACCUACCUGCGCAGACUGAUCGAAACGUGCAGGGCGCAUCCGUCCUGCCCCCUGGCGUACGGCGGCCCCAUCACCAAACAGGCCCUCACCAGCUUCUCGCCCUUCUUCAGGAAGGGCGUGUUCGAGAACGGCAAGUACGGCACGUCAUGAUGGCACGCCUGGCUAGGUAUUUAAGCAUUGAUUGAAAUGGGUUUAAAGAUGGCUCGCGCCCUACCCCUUAUUCUUUUUUGUUGCCUUGUUUUUUACAUUAAAUAAUAACUAAUAACUUUAACGCGUGUUAGCCCACGGCCACACAGAAACCCUUUUUUGGGUUUUUAGCGUGAAGCGUCUUUAGCGACUAAAACA